CAACAACCUUAGGCCUCCACGCAGCCCAUUUGUCUUGUGCAAGCUGCUGUGUCCUCCCUGGGCAGCCACUGCCAGCUCCCCACGGAGGUCUCACCACCUUGUUACAGGGUGUGUGUCCAUGAAUCUGCUUGGGGGGAUCCGUGGCCCCAGAGGCCUUGCAGGUGGGAACUAUUUUUCCUGUGCCCAUGUUUAAAGGCAGCCCUGGCUCCGGGGUGCCUGCAGGGAAAGGCUGCCAAAAUCAGUACUCAGGCAUGGGUUAGGGUCCCGCAGGGGUCCCGAGUGACGCUGCCUUGCUUGUGUGAAACGUCCUCGCAAGAGAGCAGAGAGGACCCCACGGCCCGUGAGGCCCAGGGUCCACACCGUCUGCACGGCUUGCUGUGUGCCAGGCUCCUGGGCACGCCGCGCACGGACCCGGUCCUGCCUCGCCCCCCUAGACCCGAGGGUUAUCCCCCCCGACUCUCCGAGCCCCAAGGUUAAACCCCCAUCCCCGCUCCUGCAAAGGGCCGCGGCCCCUUUAAAUCCUGCGCGGCCCCGGCCCCACCCGUCAGUCUUUUCCCCCUUCUAUUUUUUUAUGAAUGAAAAACGCUCCGGGCGGGGCCAUGCAAAUCACUGCGCGCUCAUUGGUCGCCUCCGCCCCCGCCCACUCAGCCGGUCUCAAUGGUGCUCGGCGGAGCGGCGCGCGGGCGGGCGCCGAGCGACGCUGCAGCCAAUCAGGUGGCGCGGGCGGCCGAGCGGCGGCUCCCCAUUGGCCAGCGCGGAGGGUAAACAAGCGGCGCGGGGCGGGGCGCGGCGGAGGCCGCUGGUUCGGGGGCUGCGGGCCGGCGCAGAGCGGCAGCGCGGUGCCCGGGCUCGCAGAGCAGCCGCGCCAUCCCCGGCACCGCUCCCGGCUUGCCCCGCUGCCGCUGAGGCUGCGGCGCCCCGGCCGGCCGCGCACCUGCCGGAGCCCGGGCGGGACCCCCCUUCCCGGGCCGGCGUCGAUGCUGAGCGGGCCGGGGGCACUGCCCGCUUCGCCCGCACCAUGGACGGCUUCUACGACCAGCAGGUUCCCUUCAUGGGCCCCGGGAAGUCCUGCACAGAGGAGGGCCGAGGCCGGCCGGGGUCCGAUAGGAAAAGGAAGUUUUUGGAGACCGACCUGGCCCAUGACUCGGAAGAAAUAAUCCUGCAAAUAAUGGCAGUUUUAUUUAUUCUUCUGUGGAGCACAAAAGUCUUUCACUCUGUUCCAGAGCUCUUCCAGGAUCUCAGUCAGCUGCAAGAGGCCUGGCUAGCUGAAGCUCAGGUCCCCGAUGACGAACAAUUUGUCCCAGAUUUCCAGUCUGACAACCUGGUCCUGCACGCCCCACCUCCGGCCAAGAUCAAGCGGGAGCUGCCCAGCCCGUCCUCGGAGCUGUCGUCCUGCAGCCACGAGCAGGCUCUCUGUGCCGGCUAUGGGGACAAGUGCCUCUACAACUGCUGUGCCUACGACAGGAAACCCCCCGCCGGGUUCAAGCCAUUAACGCCGCCCGCCACGCCGGUGUCCCCCGCGCACCCCGGGGCGGCCCUGGCGGCCCCGGCCGUGCCCGCGGCCGCCCCCGGCGCGGCCCUGCAGGAGCAGCGGCAGCAGCCGCCCUUCGCCGUGCCACGGCCGCCCGCCCACAUGCCAAAGAUGAUGUCUGAGAACCAAUACCCCGCAGAGCACAGGUUCCAGAGGCAGCUGUCUGAGCCCUGCCACCCCUUCCCGCCGCAGGCCGGGGUGCCCGGGGACAGCCGCCCCAUCUACCACCGGCAGCUGUCGGAGCCCCUGGGCCCUGCUGCCCCCCGCCCCCCUCAGGGAUUCAAGCAGGAGUACCACGACCCUCUCUACGAGCACGGCGGCCCUGGCCUGCCCGGCCCCCCCGGCCACAGCUUCCAGCCCCCCAUGGGCAUCAAGCAGGAGCCCCGGGACUACUGCAUUGACUCAGAAGUGCCUAACUGCCAGUCCUCGUACCUACAGGGGAAUGUCUUCCCCAACAGCCAUGACGGAUUUUCAUAUGAAAAGGACACACGAUUGUAUUUUGAUGACACAUGCGUGGUACCCGAGAGGCUGGAGGGUAAAGUGAAGCAGGAGCCCACCCUGUACCGUGAGGGCCCUCCCUACCAGCGGCGCGGGUCCCUGCAGCUCUGGCAGUUCCUGGUGACCCUCCUGGAUGACCCUGCCAACGCCCACUUCAUCGCCUGGACCGGCCGGGGCAUGGAGUUCAAGCUGAUCGAGCCUGAGGAGGUAGCACGGCGCUGGGGCAUCCAGAAGAACCGGCCAGCCAUGAACUACGACAAGCUCAGCCGCUCCCUGCGCUACUACUACGAGAAGGGCAUCAUGCAGAAGGUCGCCGGCGAGCGGUACGUCUACAAAUUCGUCUGCGACCCCGACGCCCUCUUUUCCAUGGCCUAUCCCGACAACCAGCGCCCCUUCCUGAAGACGGAGCCGGAGUGCCCGGUGCCGGAGGAGGAGACGGUGCCGCUGACGCACUUCGAGGACAGCCCGGCGUUCCUCCUGGAGAGGGAUCCCUGCGGCAGCCUUCCCUACGCGGAGGGCUUCGCCUACUGACUCGGCCGGCAGAGCCAUCGGCACUAGCGCGUCCACCCGGGGCAAACACGGUUUUCUAAAAAGAAUAUUUUUGGCUGUCCAUAAGGAAAAGGAGAAAACAAAAAAAAAAAAGCAGACCCCGAUGACAAACAGCAUGGGUGCGCACACAGAUCCGAGGAAUUUAAAACGCCCCGCGUGUGUUGCCGCCGAAUUCCCACCCUUCCUUUCCAAGGGCUAGUGCACAGGACUGCCCGUGGCUGGCACCUCCUGCCAUGCGUCAGUGUGAUGUCCUGGGGCGCCGGGGGCCUCAAGCUGCAGGCUCUUCCCCGGGCCCCGGCUCCGGCAGUGCCCCAGGACUGGGCUGCGUGGCCGCCGAGCCAAUUGUCACGACAAUCUGCUUUGCAUCGAGCACAAUCCGCGUAGCUGCCUUGUGUGGAGGAAAGGGCUUUGAUUUGCACAGAGAGGAGGGACGCGGGGGGGCCGCCUGGGCCAGCACCCCGGGGCUGAUGUGCGCAGCAUCCUACCCCAACCCCCAGGAGCCUUCUGCCUUCUUCCCCAGCCCCCUCCCCAUAUAACCUGUUGUUCCCGUAGAACCUCCUGCAUCCUCUCCGUGCCCUCAAUCCUCCCCAGCUCUGGCUAUGGGCCAUGGGUUGCAUUUUGGGGGAGGAGACCCUGACACUAACUCCCUCUUGGGUUGUUUGUUGUUUUCUUUUUUUUUUUUUUUUUUUUUGGGAUGUUUUAGGAAAAUACUAAAGGUUUCUAAACUGAUUUUUGUAGAUUUUUUGUAUUUUAAGGCAAAGCUAUUUUUUGCAGCUCGGCUGCUGUCCCUGGAGCCCCUGGGGACACCCCCAUGGCUUUCCUGGUGGCAGGGGGAGCCCUCGAUGCCCGUGGCUUCCUGGGAUGGCUGCCGAAGGAUCUGGUCCACUCCAUUUCACUGCUCCAGUCCUCUUUCCCAGGGGAGCCAGGGCUGAAUCCUGGUACUGGCUCAGCUGUGCUCCCCCUGCUUGGCAUGGCCUCGGAGCUGGGCUGUAAAGCUGAGGUGGGCAGGGAUGGGGGGUCCCUUCCUCAAUACCCCACUUCCCUCCAGCUCCUCCUACCCCUUGCUGCACCUCCUAACACUCCUCCACCACUCAUAUAUCCUUACCUGCCUCCCCUGCACCAGGCUACAUGUUUUAUUGUAAAUGCUGUAUAGGAAUUUUUUUCUCUUCUUUAGUUAGCUUCGGUUGGAAUUUAUGUUUGGGUUUUUUGGUUUUGCUUUUCUUUUUUUUUGGUUGGGUUUUUUUUUGUCUGAUUUUUUUUUUUUGGGAAGUAUGAAGAUUAACUCUACGACGACUUGGUUGCUCUCCCCAUGGUGGCUGCAGUGGCCUGUACCCAUGGGGAGCAUUUGGUUUUGGGAACCCCACUUUGGGGGACAGGUUUUUAACCAUCUGCUUGGUGUGGCAGGUCUGCAGUGCAGAAGGAGUUAAUCUGAGGACUGAUUUGAAAUAUCUUUAUUCAAGCAGGGCUAUGUAUCUCCUGCAAAGCUGCAUUACAUUCUGUACUGUGUACAAUAAAGGAUCUUGCUUCCUGUUCCUCCCU
Molecule: messenger RNA, 4117 nt
Organism: Prinia subflava (tawny-flanked prinia)
Lineage: Eukaryota; Metazoa; Chordata; Aves; Passeriformes; Cisticolidae
Gene: ETV5
Product: ETS variant transcription factor 5
Exons: 14
Coding region: 572-2560 (662 amino acids)
Biological process (GO): cell differentiation; regulation of transcription by RNA polymerase II
Cellular component (GO): nucleus
Molecular function (GO): DNA-binding transcription factor activity, RNA polymerase II-specific; sequence-specific DNA binding
Source: RefSeq, a predicted model, not a curated record